Eimeria maxima is the source of this 1014-nucleotide messenger RNA. Its product is annotated as cholinephosphate cytidylyltransferase, putative. Lineage: Eukaryota; Apicomplexa; Conoidasida; Eucoccidiorida; Eimeriidae. Gene Ontology annotation, molecular function: phosphatidylcholine binding; choline-phosphate cytidylyltransferase activity. Gene Ontology annotation, biological process: CDP-choline pathway. The transcript has 8 exons. The record is from RefSeq and is a predicted model, not a curated record. Bases 1 to 1014 code for a protein of 337 amino acids.
AUGAAGAAGCGCAAGGCCACCGAAGACCCGUCUCCGCAGCCUGACUCCCAGGGCACUGCCCCUGUGGAGCUUGCGGAAGGGGAGGACCCCAACAGGCCGGUCCGAAUCUACACAGAUGGCGUUUACGACCUCCUGCACCUUGGCCACAUGCGGCAGCUGGAGCAGGCGAAGAAGAUGUUCAAGCAUGUUUACUUAAUGGCGGGUGUAGCCUCGGACGAAGAGACCCACCGGUUAAAAGGCCAAACGGUGCAGAGCCUAGAAGAACGAGCUGAAACCCUUCGUCACAUUAAGUGGGUAGACGAGGUUAUUGCUCCGUGCCCAUGGAUCAUCACACCUGAGUUCGUGGAGAAGCACCGCAUCGACUACGUCGCUCAUGAUGCUGAGCCUUACUCUGCUAUACAAAAAUGCAAGGACAAGAAAAAAGACGACAGAAAGAGGAGGAAAAACAACAGCCCAACGGAGGCGGAAAGUGGUGACAUAUACGGCUGGCUUAAGAACAGCAACAAGUUCAGGGCAACUGUCCGCACCCAGGGAGUCUCAACGACGGAUAUCAUCGUCCGCAUCCUUCAGAACUACGAGGAUUAUGUGGACAGAUCGCUCUCACGCGGUGUGAAGCCAAGAGAUAUGAAUAUAGGCUACACGAAGGCCAAUGCAAUAAAGAUGAAGAAAAAUAUGCAGCGGUGGGGAGAGAAGGUCUCGGACGAGCUGACGAAGGUCACGCUGACGGACCGGCCGCUGGGUGUACAUUUUGAUGAAAGCGUUGAAAAACUGCGCAAUAGCAUUCACCAAACAUACGACACCUGGAGGGGCCGCUCCCACAGACUACUGCGCGGUUUUGCGAGGAAGUUCGAACCUAUGAAGUCACUCAUCGGGAUCCACGUUAACCACCACCAGUCGAGCGAUGACGAUGCGGCCAUCUCCGACGGCUCGGGCCUCUCAGACUCGCCGGCUCCUCACAGCAAAGAAAUAAGUGGUGCGCAGGCUGGCGAAGAAUCUGAUACUGCAGAGGCAUGA